CCUCCUAAUCUGGUCCUGCUACCCUUUCCUUCCUCUCAUCUCUCUUCCUCUCCUGCACGUCUUAUCUCUGGUCGAACCUCCAGAGGCAUCUCACCUCCUGCAACCUUAUCACAACGCUUUGCCGUAGCUCAGGCUUCCCGGAUCCUCGCCCUGCCUGUGCCGGCAUCCGACCUAUCCUCGAUUUCUCCUCGUCUCAUCUCACUCCGCGUCCUAUCGCUCGUUUAUCUGGUCCUCGUGGCUGCCAUCUCCAACAUCUACUCGACGAAACCCCGGAUUUCGCUUAGCCCAUCAUGUCCUACGCCCAUCUUGGGGCCCCGACCGUGUUUAAUGGGACAGGUUCCCUCGGGGGUGAUGCCAGGACCGAAAACCUGAACCAAUGGUAUCAAUCCGGAGACCAGGCCUUCAUCCUGGUGGCCGCCUGUAUGGUGCUUCUCAUGGUACCGGGUGUCUCCUUUCUCUAUUCGGGCCUCGCUCGCAGAAAGUCCGCCCUCUCCAUGCUCUGGGUGACGAUGAUGUCCUUUAGCGUCAUCGUCUUCCAAUGGUACUUUUGGGGUUAUUCUUUAGCCUUCUCCUCGACUUCCAAUAAUGGCUACAUUGGAAACCUCAACCAUUUUGGGCUCCAGAGGGUCCUGGCUACCCCAUCGAUUGGCUCUCCCCUGAUCCCGGCCCUCCUGUACUCCUUCUAUCAGAUGAUGUUCUGCGCCGUCACCGCCUGCCUGACUGUCGGAGCCGUUGCCGAACGUGGCCGGGUGGUCCCGAGCAUGGUUUUCUGCUUCUUCUGGGCCACCCUCGUCUACUGCCCCCUGGCAUACUGGGUGUGGAACGCCAACGGCUGGGCUUUCAAGAACGGCGUCCUCGACUAUGCCGGUGGUGUCCCUGUCGAGAUCGGCUCCGGUGUCUCGGCUCUCGCCUACUCCUGGGUCCUUGGCCGCCGAAACGAGAAGAUGAUGAUGAACUUCCGGCCCCACAACAUCUCCCUCAUCACUCUCGGCACUGUUCUUCUGUGGUUCGGAUGGCUAGGCUUUAACGGCGGAUCUGCCUUUGGUGCCAACCUCCGAGCCGUCAUGGCUUGCUGGAACUCGUGUCUCACAGCCAUGUUCGCCGCCAUGACCUGGUGUCUCCUCGAUUUCCGUCUUGCCAAGAAGUGGUCUAUGGUCGGUUGGUGUUCCGGAACCAUCUCGGGCCUGGUUGCUGCCACUCCUGCAUCUGGUUUCAUUACCCCAUGGGCUAGCAUCAUCUUGGGUGUCGUUGCUGGAGUCUGCUGUAACUUUGGCACCAAGAUCAAAUUCCUCAUUCGAAUCGAUGACUCUCUCGACGUCUUUGCUGAGCACGGUAUCGGUGGCAUGGUCGGUCUCAUUUUCAACGCCUUUUUCGCCAGCGGUAGCAUCAUCGGUCUCGACGGAGUUAAUAGCGGUGCCAUUGGUGGCUUUGUCGACGGCCACUAUGUCCUCAUCGGAUGGCAGAUCGCUGCUAUCGUCGCCGGUUCUGCCUAUGCCUUUGUCAUGUCCGCCAUCAUUGCCAAAAUCAUCGAUCUCAUUCCCGGCCUUAAGCUGCGUGCCUCCGAAGAAGCCGAGCUCCUUGGUAUGGACGACGACCAACACGGCGAAUUCUCAUACGACUACGUUGAAGUCCGACGAGACUUUUUGGCUUGGAGCCCCCAGCGCGAAGAGCCUGCCCACGAGAGCACCAUCCUGAUUGAGCCUCAGCACGGCAUCCAGGAGCACGCCAACAUGGCUCGCUCUGCCAGCUUGGCUGACACACAGACCGAAGAGAGAAAACCCGCAUCUAUAUACGAUAAUCGCGCCAGGGAGCGCUCAGAGAGUACCGAGACGACCGAGGGCAGCCAGAGCAACGAGAAGCGCGACUAAGGCUACUGUCUUGUGUAUACGACUUGUUUCAAUUCUUUUUCCUUUUCACAAAAUGGGAGGUUAUACAAAAGCCGUUCCUUGUUCAUGUUAUUAUAUUUGUCCGCAAUUUCUAAUUUUUCACUGCGGCGCUGUAUUUGUUGUUUUUAAACACAUAUCUAUCCGGGGCUUUACAUAGCGGGCGUUUUGAGGUUUUAUUCCCGUGGAUGGAUGGGAUGGCAUGAUUUAUAUAGAGCGCAAACUCUUUUUGUAGAUACCAGCGUGUGGAUGAUUAUCAACGAAUAUACUUGAAAGUUGGAUCAAAC
Molecule: messenger RNA, 2170 nt
Organism: Trichoderma harzianum CBS 226.95
Lineage: Eukaryota; Fungi; Ascomycota; Sordariomycetes; Hypocreales; Hypocreaceae
Exons: 3
Coding region: 291-1868 (525 amino acids)
Biological process (GO): ammonium transmembrane transport
Cellular component (GO): plasma membrane
Molecular function (GO): ammonium channel activity
Source: RefSeq, a predicted model, not a curated record